GCGGGGCUGGGGGCUAGCCUCGCUGAGGUGGUGGUUCACACACUGCCCGUGUACCCCUAGGGGUACACAGAUGUCUCCUGCGGGGGGGUAUGUCAACACAUCUAGAUAUUUGCCAGGCGUUACAACAGGCUACAUAAAAAGCACUAGCGAAGUCAGGACAAACUAAAAUUUCAGACAGACAGUGACUUGUUUAUACUGCUCUGUAGACUAUACACUGAAAUGUAAGGACAAUAUUUAUAUUUCAGUUGAUGUCUUUUAUAAUUAUAGGGUAUAAACGAGAAAGUCAACAAUUGAUCAGUACUAGUGGCCGUGACAUGUCUGUAUUUUCAUGUCGGAUUGUGGAAGCAAGUGGUUCUGAAGUGAGGUGAAACUUGCGAGGCAAAGCAGCCUCCUGAAAGGGGUGUGGUAGUCUGGAAAGGUUGAGAGCCACUGGUGUAGACACGCCAGAGGGCUCUGGUGAUUCCAACGGGAGGGGAGCUCUGGUCCCUCUCUCCCUCCUCUGCAUGUCGCUGAGCUUCCUGGGUCAUCGGCUGCAGCGUGAGCCAUGAGCUGAGAGGCAGAGACGCUGCUGCUCCCCAGCGGGGUCUGUGCAGGGAGAGACCUGCAUUAACCCCCCUCUGUGCCCAGCCCGGGUGGGGACUUUCUCCGGUGUCUGGAACCAGCCCCAGGCUCUGCUGACACCAGCUCCUGAGCCGGAGCCUGCAGGUGAUGGGGAGACCUGGGGGAAAGGCCAAAUUGGGGGAAUCACGCUGGGAAAACAGCGUGGAGGGACCAUAAAGGGAUGGGGGUUGUUCUUUGUCUCUCAGGGGUUUGCUUGUCAGGAAGGGAGAGGGUGAGAAAGAAGGCAACAAUGGUGCGGGAAGGAGAGAUGGGAGGGCAGAGAGGGUGACCCAAAGGAGAAGGGAGAGUCUGUUAUGUUACACAGACAAGGUGGGGGAGGUGAUCUCUUUUGUUGGACCGACUUCAAAAGGGACACACUUCCGAGCUUACACAGAGCUUGCCUACGAGGAGGGGUUAAAAAGACUGAGAGUGUCCAGUUUAGGAAAGAGACAACUACAGAGGCCUAUAAAAUCAUGCCUGGUGUGGAGACAGUGAAUAGAGGAAUGUUAUUGGCCCCUUCACGUCACACAAGAACCGUGGUGGGGGACAGGGGUCACGCAAUGAACUGAAUAGGCAGCAGGUUUCAAACAAACAAAAGGAAGUAUUUCUUCACACGAUGCGCAGUCAAUCUGUGGAACUCCUUGCCAGAGGAUGUUGCGAAGGCCAAAACUAUAACAGGGUUCAAAAAAGAACUAGAUAAGUUCCUGGAGGAUAGGUCCAUCAAUGGCUAUUAGCCAGGAUGGGCAGGGAUGCAACCCCAUGCUCUGGGUGUCCAGCUGCUGCUGUGGGGAUGCGCUGCCCUUGGGGCCAGUCCUAAGGGAAACCCCUCAAACUGGCUCCUUUGAUGCUGCUCUUUUCUAGUGUCUGGCUCAGAGACGCUGUUCCUGGGAGAGUUUAAAGGUGUCUCGAUGGGGUUAGUCAUGCUGGAAGGGGCUGGGGCUGCGCUGUCUUAAAAUGACCCAGGGUUUUUCCCAGCCUGCCAGAGUCUGAAUAUAUGUCUGCAAGGACAGAGCUGGGGUGUGUGGAAAUCAGGGCGUGAGAAUGGAAAAGCCUCUUGAAAUCUCCGGGUCGAUUGCCCUUCUCGCUCUGCCAGGUGGCGGAAUAACAGCCCUGUUUCUGUGCCGGGAAAUGGCUGCCUCAGAGCCCAUGCAGGUAGGGCAUUUUCAGGGAGCUGCAGGAUUGGUUUCUAUUAGAGGGGGAGGAGCAGGAAUUACGCAGGGGGAGGACAGGCUGGGCCUGCCCUGCUGGGCCGUGGUUAAUCUGGAGCUUGUUUUUUCAGAGGAGGCCCAUUGGGCGGGAGGUGGGAAUUUGCCCAUUUCUGGAAUAGGAAACAACCCCCCUGGACAGGGCUGGGAAGGAAAACUUAACAGAUCCCUGGCGCUGCAGCCUGAACCUACCAGCCAGAGGCUGCUGUGGAAUACGAAGGGGGCACCCAGAGGAGAGGCCCCAUCCCCUCACCCCCAGCUGCUGGGAAUAGGGGGGUGUUGGGAUUCCUGUCCCUGGACCCUGCUCCGGAUCUCCAUCUCCUCUACCAGCCUCUGGCUAGUGGGUGUAUGAUAAACAGGAAGGCUCCUGCUCUCCUCCCCCGGGAAUAGUGGGAAUGUAGCUGGGGCAGCAGGUGCUGAGGGGGGGACUCUUGUGUCAGAUGCUGGUGACCUUCAAGGAGGUGGCUGUGUGUUUCACCCAGGGAGGGGGCCCUGCUGGAUCCUGCUCAGAGAGACCUCUACGGGGACGUCAUGCAGGAGAACUAUGAGACGGUGACCACGCUGGAUAAGGAAUUCCUGUGCCCUCGGUUAUUUGAAGCUAGGGGAGGGGGGCUGCGAUGUGGUCAGUGUGGCUUGUGGUCCCUUAGAUUUUAAGGCUCCAAUGUCCCCAGAUCCAGUGUGAGAGAGACUUUACUCUCUUUGCCUUCUUCCAUGGGGUUAGGGAGUCAGAAAUACAAUGGAGAGGAUUAUCCAUUCCCAUCCCAACAGCUUUCAAGGGGGCGGAAGCAGCGCAUUGACCUGCCUGUAUUAAUUCUCACUCCCACACACAAUCCCUGUCCCCCUCCCUUCCUGGAACUAGCUCCGUGUCUGUGGAGGGCUCUGAAGACUGAGGAAAAGGCGGGGGCUGAACGGCAGAGCCAUGUCAGCAAAUCCCCUAGAGUGCACAGAUCCUGGAAGCCCCCCCUCCAAACAUCUGCCUCUCCCACAGGGGCUCAGUGACCAUGUUCCCGUCCGUUCAGAGUCUGUGGCCCCCGCAGCCCAGCACAGGGUCAGGUUAAAAUCAAGGAAUGUUCUUUGUAACAAAUCCUCUCCCAAUGCUUGACACACCCUGAUCAUGCCUGAUUACACACACACACACCCCGAGCAGGAUUCCCCCUUCCCAAGCCUGACCUGAUCUCCUACCUGGAAUGAGGGGAAGAGCCAUGGGUCCUGGAUGCUCAGGCCUCCAAGGAAAGGGAGAUCCCAAGAAACGCCCAUGCCGGUGAGUUGUCAAUGAAAUGGAUGCAGAAACCAUCUGUGAAGUGAAGGGAGAAGCUGGGACUCCCACCAAUGUGUUGUGAGUGAAUAUUUCCAAUUCUGCCUCAUCUCACCAGGUCAGGGUUGGAUCCAGAUCAUAGAAUCAUAGGACUGGAAGGGACCUCAAGAUGUCAUCUAGUUCAGUCCCCAGCACUCGCAGCAAGUAUUUAGACCAUCCCUGACAGGUGUUUGUCUAACCUGCUCUUAAAAAUCUCCAAUGAUGGAGAUUCCACAACCUCCCUAGGCAAUUUAUUCCAGUGCUUAACCACCCUGACAGUUAGGAAGUUUUUCCUAAUGUCCAACCUAAACCUCCCUUGUUCCAAUUUAAGCCCAUUGCUUCUUGUCCUAUCCUCAGAGGUUAACAAGAACAAUUUUUCUCCCUCCUCCUUGUAACAACUUUUUAUGUAUUUGAAAACUGUUAUCAUGUCCUCUCUCAGUCUUCUCUUCUCCAGACUAAACAAACCCAGUUUUUUCAAUCUUCCCUCAUAGGUCAUGUUUUCUAGACCUUUCAUCAUUUUUGUUGCUCUCCUUUGGACUUUCUCCAAUUUGUCCACAUCUUUCCUGAAGUGUAGCGCCGUGAACUGGACACACUAUUUCAGCUGAGGCCAUAUCAGCCCGGAGUAGAGCGGAAGAAUUACUUCCCAUGUGUUGCUUACAACUCUCCUGCUAAUACAUCCCAGCAUGAUGUUUGCAUGUAUCCUCAUGGUGGUUUUCAUUCAUGGUUCCCCACCCAAUAUCACCGACAGCUGGCAUGAGCUUGCUAUCUUGUAUCUGAUACGCCACUAUCCACCAUAACUGGAUUAUUCCUCUUCGUCUUCCAAGCAUGCCUGGAGCCUCUUUGUAGUCUCCAUGCCGGGAAGGUGAGAAAGAACAACCCACUUGAUCAUGGAGCAUCAGAUGUCCACUUUAGAAAAGCAGGAAUUACAGAGGUGAUGGGAGGAUGAGUGAGAACAAGGAGGAGAAUUCUCAGCAGGAAGGCGCUGAGGAAGUGGAACUGCACAAAACUUUAUCAGGAAGAUCCAAAGGGAAUUUUUUCCAGAGUCAUAAGCAGGGAAAAGCCUGGGGGAUUCCACGCAAGUCAGAGAAGCAGCAGGGAAACCAGCCAGGAAAGAAAGUGGGUAAAACCACUAAUUGUAAGGGAAGUGGCAAGGACCUCGAGGAAACCACAGCCCAGCGGAGAAUCCACAGAGAAGGGAGAAAAAACACAUGCACCAAAUGUGGGAAAAGCUUCAGUCGUAGCUCAAACCUUGUUUCCCAUUGGAGAAUCCACACAGGAGAGAGGCCAUAUAAAUGUAUUGAGUGCGGGAAAAGCUUCAAUCAGAGCUCUAACCUUGUUUCCCAUCAGAGAAUUCACACGGGAGAGAGACCCUAUAAAUGUCUGGACUGUGGGGAAAACUUCAACCAGAGCUCAGACCUUAUCACACAUCAGAGACUGCACACGGGAGAGAAACCAUAUAAAUGUAUUAAGUGUGGAAAAACCUUCAAUCAGAGCUCAAACCUUAUUUCACAUCAGCGAAUUCACACACGAGAGAGGCCCUAUAAAUGCCUUGAGUGUGCGGAAAGUUUUGACUGGAGCACCCAACUUAUUAGACACCAGAUAAUCCAUACAGGAGACAGACCCUAUAAAUGCUUGGAUUGUGGGAAAAGCUUCAGUGAUAGCUCAGCCCUUAUUACACAUCAGCGAACCCACACGGGAGAGAAACCCUAUAAGUGCCUCGAGUGCGGGAAGAGCUUCAACCAGAGCUCCACUCUGAUUAGACACAAGAGGACUCACACGGGAGAAAAGCCCUAUAAAUGCUCAGACUGCGGGAAAAGUUUCAAUCAGAGCUCGAACCUAAUUACGCAUCAGAGACUCCACUUAGGAGAGAAACCUUGAAUGUGGGUGAUGCUUCAGUUGGACUUCAAUCACGUUCGCCAACGGCAAAUUCAGACAGGGAAGAGACCUCUUAAAUGUCCUUAGCGUGGAAAAGAUUUCAGCUGGAGCAAACGCUAUCCUGGACAUCAGCGACUCCAGCAGCAGCUGAACGUAAGCUGUCAGUGGCCCUCUGGUUCUGCCUGGUCUAAGCAAAUCCCAGGCAGAGGAGGAGAAGACCUGGGUAGAGUCCCAGCACCUGGCCUCCAGCCUGAGCCUGAAAGUUUACACUGCAAUUUUAGAGCCCCCCGAGCCUCGGAAGCCUGAGUCAGCUAACAUGGGUCAGCCACAGUGUCUGAUUGCAAUGUAGACAUACCCUGAGGGUUUGCCAACAUAAAGAAAAGAGGCCAGAGUUUGGUCAGGGAUAGCUGGCACAUUUCCCCCCAACACUGACCAAGCCUCCACCACUUUUCUGAGUCUAGGCCAACGCUGACCAUCUCAUUUAUAUCUGCAGUGUUGUUGUAGCCGAGUCAGUCCCAGGAUAUUAGGGAGACAAGGUGGGUGAAGUAAUAUCUUUUAUUGGACCAAUUUCUCCAUCUCAUUUAUAGUGUCCUCUGCAUUAGCGACUCCUGAGGGAAUUCUACGCCAUUGUGCAAGGGCAGAAUUAAUGUCCCCCGCAGAUUUUUUUCCCACCUCAGAAUAAUUGAUUGUGACGGGGAGGCGAAGGGAAGUUACGAGAAGAGUCAUGCAAUUACACCUUUUGCCCACCAUGGGGCUGAUGUGGCACUAGGAGAGAGGGCAGCUGGCUCAUGGGCUGGAGCAGCCAGCCACUUACAGCACCCUGUCUGUGGGGCUAGGUGAGGAGACACAGGAUAUGGGGAGGACAGACAGCGUGGGGCACACAGGACUGCUGGGGGCUUUCAGAGGCUGGGGUUCAGAAGGGCCAGUGGGGGGACAGAUCGGGGGCACAGGAGCUAGUGGGGUGACACUGAGCCAGAGGCAAAUUGGGAGUGGGGGUGCAGGGACACAUGGGGACAGGGAAAGAUGUGUCUGACUGAAUGGGAGAGGCUAGGGAUCAGCCAGGGUCUGUAUCGGGGAGGCUCCCCAACUCCCUAACAAUCCCUCUCCCCCUUCCCUAGAAAUCCCUGUUCCAUAUUUCUCCCACCCACACCCAACAACCCUCCAGGUUCAUUCCCAGGCUCCUUUCCAGUGAUUAUUUCCCUCUCCCUCAGCUCCUCUGUUACCCCUGAUUCUCCCCGAGCCUUUGCACUGGUUCUGAGGGGAGUGGGAAAUAUGUUUCUGUACUGUAGUUGAAAUGAAUAAUUACUCAAAUUUAUAUAUUAAUAUGCCUAGUAAGGAAUCUAUUUAUCAAAAAACAAAGUUUAGCUGGUUUAGAAGAGAACACAGGGAAAUCUGUUCUCCUAACUUUGUGUCAACUGCAACUUGCUCCAGAAUUUCACAUUAUCUAAGCCUCAAAGUGCAUUAUAACUCCCUGUGUUCUGUUUUUUCUCUUUCCUGAAGGCUGUUUUGUCACAUACUUGGAUAUUAGUUUUUGUUUGACUGCAGGGGGUGGGGAGCAGGUUUGCAUAGUUUUAUUGUGGAAAUUUAUGACACAAAUGACUAGUUGGCACAAUAUCCCUUCAUUAUUUUUGCUUUUUCGUCCAUCUCUGCCAUGAGACUUUAAUAUUGGUUGAACAGUUCAUCCAUUAGUUAUUAAUAACUGAUUUUUCAAGUAACUGCUGACACAAACACUGAUGGGCACAUGUGAAAGUCCCGGAGAGGUGGAGCCUGAAAAGGGGAAAGGAAGUAACUACCUGAUCCCAGGGGUGAGGUGAGAGACAGGUAGGAGGGGGAGAGAGCAUGGGAGGCGGGGGAUACAGAGCUGGGAAACUGUAGGGUUUGCUCGUGAGAGCCAGAUGGCCGAGGCUGAGAACUGUGAACUUGCUGAACGGCGGCUAGAAAGAGACAGGAAGUAUCUUAGAAGUUUUAUGUGAUGUUGUCACGUUCUCCAAAGGGAAUGACAGGGUGGCCCCCGGAUUCCUGAAUGGAUGAGGCUGAGCAGAGCCAAGAAAGAAGCCGGGGACAGCAACAGGCCAGGCCAGCCCUGAAUCCAGACUGGUCCCCAUCAUUGAGGCCAGCGGGCAGUAAGGAGCCUGACAGCGCUGGUCACCCCUUCCCCAACUACCGUAGUGUCUUGGGUGGGGACAACGGAGACUCUGUCUGCCCCACUCACCAGGGGUGUCCCUAGGGGGGAGAAAAGCUGCUGGGAUUGAAGAUACCGAUGCUUCUGUAAAUUCAACCCAUUCUCUGACUCCCGUUAAACAGCCCUCUGGAUUUCCUGCUCCCGGGGCAUUUGUUUCUGGGACUGAAGCUCAGCAUCGCUCAUGGAUUCUCUGCACUUUCCCACCAUCUUUAAAAAGCUUCUGUCACCAGCACCCGCAGGAAGCGGGAGCAGCCAUGUGCUGGGAUGGGGCACCGUGCUGAGGUGGGGCCCUGGAUGGAAGGUGGGGUUAGCUUUUAUGUCUUGCUUUUAAAUAAUAAAGUAGAA
Caretta caretta (loggerhead turtle) is the source of this 7501-nucleotide messenger RNA. Lineage: Eukaryota; Metazoa; Chordata; Testudines; Cheloniidae. The record is from RefSeq and is a predicted model, not a curated record.